AUGGACAUCUUCCUGGGCAAGGUCACUCAACAGGCCAUGACCUAUGCCAUCAGGUCUGGAAUUGGGAUCACUGCUUCUUUUGCCAUCAGACAAACAUCAAGGCUGUUGAAGACUGUGGAUAACAGUGGUGAUUAUCGUGAGCUUCACGAAUUACAACAAAGGCUUGAUAGCAAAAUUAGAAUCGUAUCACCCGCUAUUGAUAUGAUAGAACUGAUUUCCGCAAGAGGUAAUACAACCCUAGAGUCGGCUGUAACACUAACCAAAGCACUUCGAUGGGAAAUCCAAUCUCUUGGUAUGAGAUUAGCAAAAGCUGCAACUGCCGAAGAAUUGUCACGCCGAAAUCAAAGUCGAGCAAAAACACGAGCUUCUCAUGAAGCCGAGAUUCGAGCUAUCGUUAGAGAUAUCAAGAAGCUUUUGACCAGGAUAGAAGAUGCAGUACCACUUAUCAAUCUAGCCAUCACUACUUCCGGAGCGAACCUCUCGACAACACUUCCAGAUACUGUAUCACCAUCGAGGUUACUUCAAGCAAGCAACCUUCUUGCCCAGGGGGAUACCAAGUACGGGAAGAAACCUAAUAUAUCUGUACAAAUUGGACCAACACUUACUCUCUCUUUGUAUAUGUUAUUCGCGGGACAUGCUUAUCGAGCUCAGGAUGAAGAAGGUAUGAGAGAGACUACUUGGAAAGAGGUCAUACAUAAAGCUAAAGUUAAGCUUUUACGUGUACCUCUCCGAUCUACAUACGGCUCAUCUGGACAGUUGCAUCAUUCUAAUGAAGCCAAGGAUUACUUAACUGGGAAAGACUCGUCUAUAAUUGCCGGCGAAGGUAAAGCAUCAGAAUACGCAUAUCAGCUUGAAAUAAUUGAAGAUUUUGAUGAUGAUCGGGUACACUCUUACGAGGAUGGAGAACCACAGCCGGGACCGUAUGGAGGUGUUAAAUUGGCAGGUAUUCGAGAACAGUUGCCAAUCCAUCAAAUAUCCAAGAUUUUCUACGCAGACACUGGAAAAAUAUUGAAUAUUGGUAACCAGGAUGAGGCGAACAGUCCUGUUUUGCUCUUAAAGCGAGAUAUCAAUGCAAUGCCACCGAGGCGAAUGAUGGAGGGGCAUGAGAUACAAAAUGAGUGGUAUGACGAGGGUGAAGGUAUGCCAUCGAAGGAAGUAUCAGAACCGGAAGAAGAAGAGCCAAAGCAAGAAGAAGAGGAUGAAGAAGAUGACGAACUUGAUAUUGAUGAACAACUUCGACGAGAAAGCAUGGCACCAGAGUCUCCAUCGGAGGAGGUUUUAAAAAUACCACAAGAAAAUACGACAUGGCGACUUCCCCAGGAUCUCGAUCCAGAAUGGCUUGCCCUAGAAGUAUAUACCGAAGCCGUCGACUCAGAAUCCGAAGAUGAGUUCGAGCCUGAACGAAAUGGACAUUCUGCAUCCAUAGCCAGCAGACGAAACACCUCAGGCGAGCACCUCUCUACCAAUGAUCUAACCACUGAUCUGUCGAACCUCAAAAUAUCGUCACCGGCCCCAGCUAGCCCAUCUUCUCAGGCCCAUCUGCCAUCACAUCCCACAUCUCCCAUGCCCGUCUCCUUCAACCCCUCCAAACCUCGCCCCAAACCGCAAAACAAAGGCCUCCAAAUCCCCAUUCAAACCCGAUCAUCCCUUUCCCUCCUCGAAAUGCUCAUCCGCCUUACCUCGCUCCAACAAUUCCAACAAUCCACUCACUUAGCCGUCCCCGAUGAGUUCCUGACAUUCUUCCUUCAUGAAUCAUCUACGACCGGCGCAGGCGGUGAUGCAUCAGAACGUAAACGAACGAGAAUGAUGGCGAGAAAGAAGGUGGGCUUUGAUCCUUAUGAUGAGAGUCCAGUGAAGAGACAUGGAGAGAAUUAUCAAUAUGGUGAAGAUGAAGGACAUGACAGAUACGAAAGGGAAGUAACGCCCUGGGAUGAGGACGUACCACCAAAUCCGCGUGGGAUACGAGAACGAAGCUCAACACCGCAGAGAUCAUUGGCAUCACCGGCUAGAUUUGGGAGUGAUGUAAGACAAAGCAGAGAAAUAUCUUCUCCGUCACCAUCAUCGCCCAUCUCACCGUACAAACCAAAAUCCCAACUAUAUUUCCAACAAAGACGGGGAUCUGGUUAUCGGGGAAGAGAUGCUGGAGUAGAUGGGAAAUUUAAUGGUGGUCCUUUAGAUAAGGUACAAAGGGAAAGAGGUGAGGGAAGAGCAAGUCCAUUAAGGAGAGGAGGAAGUUUAGAGACUGAGAAGAGUUUAGGGAUGGGUGCAGGGGGUCCGGAAUUAGUUGUUAGUAAAGAUGAAAGGGAGGAAUGA
Molecule: messenger RNA, 2313 nt
Organism: Sclerotinia sclerotiorum 1980 UF-70
Lineage: Eukaryota; Fungi; Ascomycota; Leotiomycetes; Helotiales; Sclerotiniaceae
Exons: 6
Coding region: 1-2313 (770 amino acids)
Cellular component (GO): cytoplasm; nucleus
Molecular function (GO): GTPase regulator activity
Source: RefSeq, a predicted model, not a curated record